AUGACUGUUGCAAGUGAAACAGUAGUGUUCCACAAUGAUGUUCUGGAAGGAUUUUCGGAAUUUUCACAGCAAAUAGAUAACGAAUUAGUCGAUGCAGAAGAUGAAAUAAUGUCGGUUGCAACAAAUAUUUCGGAAGAACAACAGUUAAUGCUGUUCGAUGUUGAAGAUGACAUUUUUACUGAAGAAGUUGUUAUUGGUGAAGAAGCCUUUGCUGAUGAAGUAAUAUCGAAACCGAAGAAGUUGCCUAAAGAAUUGAAACAACAGGUGAACGUUGUUUCUGCAAUAAUGAACGACUUGAAUGUGGUGAUAUCAUCCCUCAAUAAUGCUUCACAGGGAGCUGGUUACAUUAGAAAGAUUAUGGUUCAGCAGUCUUUGAAUAGGGAACUGGGUGACAUUUAUACUGCAAUAAAUAAUCAAGGAUGCGAUCUCAAUAGAAAUAUUGAGAUGAAUAACGGUAAUGAUAAAACUACCGUUAAUUUUCAAUUUAGCUCAUCUGAUAGACAACCUCUGUCGAUAAAAAUGCAGAUUGAGGGAUUUCGAGCAACACUUGAUGAUAUUAUUUUAGUGCAUCUUUCUGCUUUCAUAUGUGAUAAUCAAAAAACUAGUGUUCCAUUGAAUUUGAAAAUUAAUUUGAUGGAUACACAGAUUACUAUUGGAGACCCAAGGGCAAAACCACUCCGAAUUAAAUUGAACGAUUGCGUCAUUGAACAAACAGAGGAAGAUGAUACAGUCCUAUAG
Molecule: messenger RNA, 738 nt
Organism: Brugia malayi
Lineage: Eukaryota; Metazoa; Nematoda; Chromadorea; Rhabditida; Onchocercidae
Exons: 7
Coding region: 1-738 (245 amino acids)
Source: RefSeq, a predicted model, not a curated record